Molecule: messenger RNA, 8385 nt
Organism: Mobula hypostoma (lesser devil ray)
Lineage: Eukaryota; Metazoa; Chordata; Chondrichthyes; Myliobatiformes; Myliobatidae
Product: zinc finger and SCAN domain-containing protein 2-like
Exons: 3
Coding region: 579-1820 (413 amino acids)
Biological process (GO): regulation of transcription by RNA polymerase II
Molecular function (GO): RNA polymerase II cis-regulatory region sequence-specific DNA binding; DNA-binding transcription factor activity, RNA polymerase II-specific
Source: RefSeq, a predicted model, not a curated record
GUUUCCCUAGCAACCCUACACCAUGGCUUUGAAAGAAAGCUGUUGCUGACUUUGCAACGCCCCUCAGCACUCUGCACGUGUUCCUUCGGCCCAGGAACCACAGCCGGAGUUCAUAAGUGGCAUUGCACGGCCCUCCUUCCGAACCCAGCUACAGGCGAUCACCCUACCUUACCGAGACACAACGACCUCCAUUUCGCAGCAGCGCGGCUUCGUUUCUGAGCAUGCGCUGACGUCCGCGGUCUGAACAUGCGCAUUGGUCGACCAAAAUUGAGGACGAGACCUCAUUCCGCCGUGUAGGGCGGUGCGAUUCUCCACAUCGUCGCUUAAAAUGCUGCCUGGCCUGCUGAGUUCCUCCAGCAUUUUGUGUGCGUUGCCCUGGAUUUCCAGCAUCUGCAGAACCUCUUGUAAGCCUCAGGCGAGGGCUGUUCUCCCUCGAGCUCGGGAGGCUGAGGGGUGACCUCGGAGAGGGGAUUGGAAAGGCGAGCUCGGUUGACAGAGGUGCUCGACGUCGAGGCUGAGCCAUUGCGCGAGGGGGGCGGCCGAAGCCGGCGGCUGAGAAGGGAAGCCGGCCUCCGAGGAUGGACGAGGACGGUGGCGGGGGCAAGAAGGCCGCCGCGGAGCCGGUGCUGAAUCCGGGCGCCGGGCCGCGAGCCCAUCCGGCGAGAGACAAGGGCACCCAGACGGCCGUCGAGAAGCCCUUCAAGUGCGGGGACUGCGGCAAGGGCUUCGGCACCCAGUCCGAGCUGGACAGCCACCGGCGCUGCCACACCGGCGAGCGCCCAUUUGCCUGCGUGGUCUGCGGCAAGGGCUUCAGCCGCUCCUCCGACCUGCGGGUGCACCAGAGGGUGCACACGGGCGAGCGGCCCUUCACCUGCCCCGUCUGCGACAAGAGCUUCACCCGUUCCUCGCACCUGCUCACCCACCAGCGCGUGCACACCGGCGAGCGGCCCUACAGCUGCUCUGUCUGCGGCAAGGGCUUCACCCAGCUCUCCAACCGGUUGCGGCACCAGCGCCUGCACACCGGCGAGCGGCCCUUCUCCUGCCCCGUCUGCCGCAAGGGCUUCACUGACUCCUCCACGCUACUGCGGCACCGCCGCCUCCACACCGAGGAGCGGCCCUUCGUCUGCUCCGUCUGCGGCAAGGGCUUCACCCGCUCGCCGCACCUGCUCACCCACCAGCGCGUGCACACCGGCGAGCGGCCCUUCGCCUGCUCCAUCUGCGGCCGCAAGUUCACCCAGUCCUCCCACCUGCUCACCCACCAGCACAGCCACAGCGGCGAGCGCCCCUUCCGCUGCUCCAUCUGCGGCCGCGGCUUCGCUCAGCUCUCGCUGCUGCUGGCCCACCAGCACGUGCACGCCGAGAACAACCCCGUCCGCUACCCGGAGGAGGAGGAGGAGGAGGAGCGGCGGCGGCAGCAGGAGGGCGAGGGCGCGGCGGCCGGGGAGGAGGCGGUCGCCGGGGAGGACCCGGUUCCCGGGGAGGGUCUGGACCCCGGCGCCGCGCCGCCCCUCAUCUCCCCCUCUGCCCCCGCCUCCCUGCUGCUGACAGGCCGCCCGUCCCGCGCCGGUGAGCGGCCCUUCAAGUGCUCGGUGUGCGCCAAGGCCUUCACCUGCCUGUCACACCUGCUGAGGCACCUGCGGGUGCACAGUGGCGAGCGGCCCUUCCAGUGCUCUGUCUGCGAGAAGGGCUUCACCCAGUCCUCCUCGCUGCUCACCCACCAGCGCAUCCACACUGGGGAGCGCCCCUUCUCCUGCUCCGAGUGCGGCAAGGGUUUCUCUCGCUCCUCCCACCUGCUGCGGCACCAGAGGGUCCACGUCUGAAGGGGCAGGAGGGGAGGGGAGGGGAGAGAUUGGGCCCCCCCCCCAACCGUCUUUCCUCCAGUCUGCUCGUCUGUCUGUGCUUCUGAUCAUCUGUGUCCAACCAAACCGCCUGGGUUUGUUUUAAUCCAUCCCCCCCCCCGCCCCCCACGCUUUUGAAUUCCCUUUUGGCCUCAGAGCCUGGAUGGUAAUAUUGGGGUGGGGUCUGGCUGAGGGAGAAAUCGAGGGUGGGGAGUGUUCUGCCAAGAUGCCCACUGCACUGCUCCAGACAUCCAGAUUCGGUCCUGGCACCCCCGUGCAGUCCGGGUGGUGUUGGCAUAUUGACCAAGUGGGACUUCCCCCAGGGAUUCGACCUUUCUUCCACGUCCCAGCAGUUGCUCGGUUACCCCCGUCACAAAUUCCCUCCGCAGCGUAGCCGAGGAGGAUGGUCCGGGUGAGGGUUGUGUGGGAAUUAAUUAGCCUAGGAUUAGCUUCUGUGGGUGAUUGGCGGUCAGUAUGGACUCACUGGGCCUAAGGAGUUUCUCGGCCCUCUUUCCGUCCCCAUUUCCUCCUUUCUCCCUGGUUCCCCUGCCCUCUGCUUCCCCUGACUCGAUCCCUGCCUCCCUUUGUCAUCAUCUUGCCCUCCUCCUCUUGCCCCACCCAUCCCUGUCCCAUCCCAUUCCUCCCUCUGCCAGCCCCCCUCACUCCAUCCCGCUCUUACCAUCACCUCCCUCACCAGAGAGCCUGUGGGGUGAUGGCGGACCAUGGUGAGUUUUGGCCUAAAAGAGAAAGGUUGGAGCACAGAUAGCGGGUGAACGGUGGUGGGGGGCAUGUUGGUAUUAGAUUUGUGGAGCAUUCUGUACUUUUCUGUGACAGUCAGCGUGUUCCACUCCCAGCCCUGUACCCCACUCCUUUGGGCCUGGUUUCCCCUUUCCAGUGCGUUCUGGGUGAGAGGGUGUGCACUCACCCCCUCCACCUCUGGGGCGCGAGUUGGGUGAUCACUGCGGCCAGAGCUGGCGUGUGUGUCAAAACGGGUGAUUGCUAACAUUGGUGUUGGGCAAAUCUGAAAGAACUAGGGGAGAAUGAGGAAGUUGAACCCCUCUCAGGCUCUCUGUCGGGGAUUCUCCGUGAACGAGGUCCAGUUCAGACGCACUGAAUUUUGACCCACAGUCACUUGAUUUACAGAAGGCGGAACUUUUUCCCAAAGACGUUUUCUUCGGCAAAAUCCUGCUGGAUGACAGAGGAAGUUCAUCAGAGUCAGAAUCAGGUUUAUUAUCACUGGCAUGUGUCGUGAAAUUCAUUCCAGGCAUUUUGGUGCGUUGUGCUCUCGAGUCAGGCAGGGGAAGGGCAAAUCAUUUUUUUCUGCAGUGAGGACUAUGUUGGUGGAGUGAAGGCCUGUGUGCCUCCACAGAGUCAAAGGGGGAUACUUGUGAGUUGAGGAAGUUCCUGUGGGGUCUCUUUCGAGCAGGUGGGAAGGUUGAUGUGGGGUUGGUUUCAUCCACCAACAGGGGAGGGUGGAUUGGUGUCUGUGGCCUGGGCACAGGAGGCGGCCACUGGGGUGUCAGUGACCCUGGUGUCAGGUUUCACUCGGAGGUUAUCUGACAGCCAGCGUUUUGGAUAUCAUUGCGGUAGGGUGCAAAUCCUAGGUAGAUCGGGGCUUUCAGUAGAUUGAUUUCUAAGGAUCUCUGUAUAUUGUAGGUGAUUCUUUUUUUCUUUAUGUUAAUCUGGUGCAAUGCCUGGGAAAUGGACGGAUUGCCGGUGCAUGGGGGUGGGGUGGGGUGGAAGUGGCAGAGGGGCUGGUGCCCUCUGUAAAUCAGAGCUGAUUCCCAAUAAUCGGGCUCGCGCGGCGAAGCCGUCUCGAAUAAGCGCUUUCGAAAGCAAGGCAGCAUUGUGUUUUUUUUAAACUAAAAUACUGUGGAGGUGGAAGUCUAAGUUUUAAAGAAGCAGGAAAUAGCAGAUCAGGCAGCGUCCAUGUGGAGAGAGUUGACUUUUCAACACCACAGCCUUUCUUCGGAAGCUGCGGUGGAGAUGAGAAGGAGUGGGGAGAGGAAACGGGAUGUGGGGGACGAUGAAUUAACAAAAGGGGUGAUGGUACAACUGUGCACUGUCAUCACUUGUUUUAUUUGAAACUUCCGGCUGAUCUCCUCUCCCCUGCCACAGACUAUCCCUCCUGUUUUCUUUGCCCCCAUAUAACCCACCCUCCUUUCUUGCCAUCUCCCCACUCUGCAGCCUGAAGUGUUUGCCUCUCUUUGCUGCUGUCUGGCCCCUCGGGCAUUCCCCACACAUCCUCUGUGUGAUCUCUUCUGGUGUUUGCAUUUGCUGUUUCCCCCCCCCUCCCCUUGGGCUGAACGGUUCACACCCCUAUGGCAUCUGGCCGACCGGCGUUGAUUAACCCCCCCCCACCCUCCCUGCCCAGCACCCCACCCCUGCUGCGCCAGAGCAUGAGCCCAGCCUCGAAUGAGGGUGUGUGGGGGUUGGGGGAAGGGUUGGAAUGUAUGCUUUACUCAGCGCGGCCUUGGCGUUGACGGGCAGGCUGUUAACUGGUAAGGGGGUGGGCUUGACUCCCUCCCACUCAGGCCCAACGUUCUUGUGCGCAGACAAGCUGCUUGUAAAGAUGCAUGUUUCAGCCUGAUCCCACAACUGGAAGAACGGAGAGGAAACCUUGCUUUAUUUGUUGUUUCGGAAUAGAUGCUGUAAAAUCCACCAAGUAUUGUAAACCUAAGCUUACACUCGCUGUCUGUUUAAGCCUUGUUUCUGUUGAAGCUUACUUAUCAAUAAACUUUCUUUGUAGUUACCCAUGAUAGUGUGGUGCUUGGUGGCACUUUGGGAGGGGUGGGAGAGGUAGAUGGUCAACCUCUGCUUUAAACAUACCCGAUGACUUGACCUCCAAAGCCAUAUGUGCAAUGAAUUCCAUGGAUUCACCUCACCCUCUGGCUAAAGAAAUUCCUCUUCACCUCUGUCCUGAGGCUGUGUCCUCUGGUCCUAGACUCCCUCGGUAUCGGAAACAUCCUCUCCACGUCGCCUCUGUCGAGGCCUUUCAGUGUUCGAUACGUUUCAAUGAGAUCCCCCAUUCUUCUAAGUGCCAGAUAGUACAGGUCCAGAGCCAUCAAACACUCCUCGUUCGAUAACCCUUUUAUUCCCGGUAUAAUACAUGUGACCUUUCUCUGGAUGCUCUCCAUUGCCAGCACAUCCUUUCUGAGAUAAAACAGUCCAGAUAUGCUCACAAUACCCCACAUACAGUCUGGCCAGUGCCUUACUACACCUCCUUUAUAUUCUAGUCCUUUUGCGACGAAUGCUGUCAUUGUAUUUGCCUUCCUUACCACUGACUCAACCUGCAACCUGUCAAUAUGAUUUCAGGUGUAUUCUUUAAAAAAGAGGUUAACCGAUUGAGUGGCUGUCCAUCAUAUCUGAUCAUGACAGUUAAAGAUUUGUGCAGUUAUUCUGUGCUGCACGAGGAAAGCUGUGCGGGAAAGUGUUCCGGGGAAAAGCUGUUGCACUGGGGUGGAAACUGAGCUGGAGCCAGGUCGUAUGCUUUCUGUAUCUUUUGCCUGAUGAGAAAAGGGGAGAAGACAGACAGUCUGGGAUGGGUGGAGGGACUUCGAUUAUGUUACUGAAGCAGUCAGAAAUAUAGACGGAGCCCAAGGAGGGGAGGCUGGUUUCCAUGCUGUGCAGAGCUGUGUCCACUAUAUGAUGCUGCAUUCAGGUGUGUGGAAAUACUAGGCAGGGCAGGAGUGGGCUGGAACUGCAGGCAGGGGGCCCCUUGUGUUCUGUGCACUGGGACAACUGCAGCAUCUGCAGGAAAGUUGAACCUGCAGUUUAUGACCUUCUGCACACACGUGAAUGCACCAGUGCAUGAAAGAGAUUUGCAUCAGUGUCACAGGCAUGUAGCGUCACAUAAACAGCAUUCACAAAAACAUAAAUUACACACAUUUUUCAGAAGGAAAUAGAACCAACUAAAAUGAGGUCCAGUCUGGGGCAAGGUGGCCGUGGUGUUGCUAUUCUGAUGAGGUGGUUAGGGAUGCCUCGUCAGUUCAAGAAUGGAAUGGUUGAAAAGAAGUAGCUGUUCUUGAAUUGAGGUGUGGGACUUUGGGCUUCUGUACCUCUGGCGUGAGUGGAGGGGAUCCCAUGCAAUGUUUGAUCCUUAACUGCAUUUCUGAGCAUAGCUUCAACUUACAGGGUUCAGAUCAGAGGCAUUGGUCCCCCCCCCCAUCACUCCUCCGAUAAUUGUAUUUUGUCAUCUCCAUUUAAUCCUCCCCUCAACCCAUGAUCCAAAUGCCAAGAGCUCUCAAUGAAGCCAGUGUCAUACUUGAAAAUCAUGCCAGAGGCAGUCUCCCAUGCUCCAGUGACCCAGGUUUGAUCUGCUUCUGUCUGUGUGCAAUGUGUGCACCCCUUGAGCCUGCAUGGGUUUCCACACUCAUCCCAAAGCUACGUGGAUCAGUCUCUGUGCUGUAUAAGUAGCUGUGGAAGGAUGGGGACAAGGUGUGGGGAAGCAUGGACAUGUAAGAACUGGGGCUGGGUGGAACGAUCCAAGAGCUGAUGUAGACUUGAUUUUCCCUCUGUGUGGCAAGAAAUAUGACACGGAUGUUGAAAUCAACUGAACGAGAAUGACAGUGCUAAUGCUGGACAGGUCAGUCGGCAACUGUGGAGAGCGAAGUACGUGUCAAUGACUUUUCAUCAGAGAUGGGACAGGCUGGAGGUGAAACGUCUUUGAUGAAGGAGGGAGGAGAGGGAAGGUAUUUCUGAUCCCAUUCAGAGGAAGGGGGUGAACAAGAGGCAAAUGGAACAAAGGGGCGGGGGAGCGGCAAUCCUCAAAGUGAAGCGACAGUCAACAAAGCUGAAAUCCAAAAAAAGAAUACACUGCAUCUGCUGGAAGUUAGAAACCUGGAAAUACCCAGUAGGUCAAUCACACCUGUAGGGAGAGUUUCUAGUCAAUGACCUUUUGUCAGAACUGGGGAAAGGUGGAGGUAGAACAAGUAUUAAGAUACAGAAAAGGCGGGGGGGGGUGAAGAGAAUGAAAGUGAUUUUCAACAGAAAAGGAAAAAAAUGUGGGCAGAGCCAAAAUCUAAGUGCAAAAGCAAUGUUGGUGAAUAAACAUUAACCUGAGAGCAAAACUGUACAGAUACUGGAAACAGUAAAUGUUGGAACUAAAAGGUCCAGGCUAAUGGAGGUGGUGCGGGAAUGGGUAAGUCAGCCAUCGUUGUACUGGGAUUAAAGGGCUGGUUGAGCUCUCUCUGCUUCUGCUGUUGACUGAUAACCUCUAGCAGGAAGAAGGAAACCACAAUCAGGAAUAUGAAUGCAGACAGUGGGGGUGGGGCGACUCACCCAAUCCCAAAAGCCAAGGAGUGGUGGGAACAAUGGCCAGGAAUGCUGGUGGGAAGGGGGUGAAGGGGCGCCUGGUGGUGAGUGUGCAGAACGUGGCCAGAGAGCAGUGGGAGAAGAUUUCACAGGAAUCCCGUCGGGCAGAGGAAUUUCAAAGUGGGCGCGUGGUGAAGUGAGAAUGGAGAUACCGAGUGGACAAGAUGGGGCAAAGCUGCAGCCUCCAUUGAGUUUGUGUGUCAGACCUAGUUGUUUUAUACAUGUGCUUAGGGCUCUUGGGGAUGGUUUGUGGGUGGAGAGAGGAGAUAGGGUUUGGGUACAGGAAUGGAGGGAAUUAGAAGACAGGCCGGAAUCUAAGCCUCUGGUCUGCAUUCAAAGGCCAGCAGUGAGGGUGUAGGUGAAGAUGAUGAUCUGCCCUGGGGUUAGAAGACUGGAUGGGUGGGGGAGGGGGAUAGAGCUUGUCUUGCUCUUGUUGCUUGGUGCGUUCCAGUUUGUUGUGUUCCCUGUUGCCCUGCCAGGCAUUGUGGGCACGAUAUGUUGGCACCGGCGUGUGUGGGCUGCCACAAAUACAUCUUUGGGUAUGUUGGUUGUUACCACAGACAUGUUUCACUGUAUGCAAAUGUACACCUGAUAAUAAAUCUGUUUCCAAGAUGCUGCAGAUGCUGGAACCUGAGUGAGAUGCUAACUGGUGGAGCAGCUUACCGACUCGGGUGGCAUUUCCUACCCCAUCUCUUCUCUCUCUCCGGCCCCAACCACUGCCUCCCUUUCCCCUCCUCCACCCUCUGCAUCAGCCCAUCAUCCACACACUCUUCCCACUGGUUCGCCUCCCCUUAGCCAUGCUCCACAUUCCUCGGCCUUCUGCCUCUCUCGUCCCAGCAUCAGAGAUCAUUCCCACUCUCCCCUCCCUCACCUGGACCCACAUGUCUCCUGACUAUCUCCCCUCUUCCUUUCCAUCCCUGAUGAAGGGUCUCCACCUAAACAUUGACUGCCCACUUCCCUCCAUCGACACUGCCUGACCUGCUGAGUUCCUCCACAGCUUUGUGCGUUGCUGGAAUUUCCAGCAAGCUCGGUCUCUGUUGCGUCUCCAGGCAGCAUCUGUGGUGGCACUGAGGUUGUUUAAAAUACAGGUGGGAUCUAUGGGCUUCACCAAGUUUGGUAAAUGUAUUAUCAAAGUACAUGUUGUAAAUGUCACCCAUAUACUUACUGUCUUGCAGGCAUUUACAAGUGGGGGGAGGGGACUGUAAAGACCGACAAACCUCCAAUGUGUAAAAGA